Colletotrichum graminicola M1.001 is the source of this 711-nucleotide messenger RNA. RefSeq lists its product as uncharacterized. Bases 1 to 711 code for a protein of 236 amino acids. NCBI's taxonomy places the organism in Eukaryota, Fungi, Ascomycota, Sordariomycetes, Glomerellales, Glomerellaceae. The transcript has 2 exons. The record is from RefSeq and is a predicted model, not a curated record.
AUGCCGAUCCCGGACUUUGCCAACGAGGCCAUAUUCCCGGCCUUCGACGGCCUCCCCAUCGAGGAUGCCGGCGCCGCCGAGCCGCCCUCGUACGCCGCGUCCUCCGCGCCCCCGUCUUACGUGCCGCCCCCGCCGCCGGAUCCGCCGUCAUACUCGGACUCGCAGUCCGGCUCCGGGUCCGCCGCCGCGACGUCACUCACCCUAACGGACACGUCCGCCACGUCUUCCGCCGUAACGCCCAAGCCGUCGUCCCAUGACGUGCUGGAGGAAUGGUUCCUCGUCGCCGAGGUGAAGCAAAACAUGACUAUCACGAAGCCGACGCUGGUGGUGGUGGACCGCGGCGGGACCGAGUUCGCCGUGACCUUUGAAGACCGCGGCAUCGACCUCCCGGCCGGUGCGGCAGGGGUGGACGAUCGUUGUGCCGAGGGCGGUGCGGACGGCGCCCAAGGGAGGCAAGAGGGGGUUCGUGAGGGUGCCGGAGGGGCGGGGUACGGGAGUCAAGUAUGUCCCCGGUGGGCUGGAGAAGAUCGGGGAGGUCGGGGCGAGGGCCAGAGGGGGCGAGGACGGGGCAAAGGGGCUCCAGGGCCGGUGCGCGGGCUGCGGGAAGGGGGAGGGGGCGGACGGGGGCGCUCUCAAGAGCUGUACUGCGUGCGGAGUUGCGCGGUACUGUGGCAAGAAGGAGGACUGGAAAACGCACAAGAGCGACUGUAA